This is a messenger RNA of Triplophysa rosa, 1457 nucleotides long. It is a transcript of the gene prelid1a, whose product is annotated as PRELI domain containing 1a. Lineage: Eukaryota; Metazoa; Chordata; Actinopteri; Cypriniformes; Nemacheilidae. Gene Ontology annotation, biological process: phospholipid transport. Gene Ontology annotation, cellular component: mitochondrial intermembrane space. Gene Ontology annotation, molecular function: phosphatidic acid transfer activity. The record is from RefSeq and is a predicted model, not a curated record. The coding region runs from base 135 to 767 and encodes 210 amino acids. The transcript has 6 exons.
CGACUCAACGUUGACCUUCCUCUCGUCAACCCCACGUACGGGAUGCAUAUGCAUGCUUACGAAAUGUAGAAUAGAAGAUCUCUUUUAACGCUCGAUCUUCAGUUUACUGUGCACAAGCAGGUUGAGUGGGAACAAUGGUGAAGUAUUUCAGCUGUUCAGGCUUUCUGAAAAGCUCAUGGGACCAAGUGUUUCUGGCCUUCUGGCAGCGAUACCCCAACCCCUACAGUAAUCAUGUUUUGACUGAAGACAUUAUAUUUCGGGAAGUCACUCCCGACAACCGGCUCAUUUCCAGACGUCUGUUGACCAAAACAAGCAGAGCUCCUCGCUGGGCGGAGAAGUUUCUGCCGGCUCACAUGGCACAGAAGGCUUUUAUCAUUGAGGACUCGAUAGUGGAUCCUGAGAGCAGAAGCAUGACCACACUGACCUGGAACAUCACCCACGCUCGUGUCAUGGGCAUUGAAGAGCGAUGUGUUUUCAGAGUGAACCCUGACAACAACAACUGGACAGAGAUCAAGAGAGAGGCCUGGAUCUCCUCCAACCUGUACGGCAUCUCUAGAGCUAUUCAGGAAUUUGGUCUUGCCCGGUUUAAGAGCAACGUUAGCAAAACCAUGAAAGGCUUCGAGUUCGUCCUGGCCAGGAUGCAAGGUGAAACACCCACGAGGACUUUGGCAGAAAGCGCAACUGUGAAGGCCCGUGAAACUGCGCUCGCCGCCAAAGAGAAAGCUAAAGAUUUGGCCUCUCAAGCACAGAAGAAGCAGUAUGUAUGAUGGACAUGGCGGGGCAGGCGGCGUGCCUGGACUCUCUCCGAACAGAGCCGUGCCAUUCCGUAAUAUAGAGCAUCAGUUCCCAACCGCUUUCAUCAAGGGCCCUGAAAAGGAUGUAGUUUGGAGCGUCUCUUACGAUUUAACUCAUCAGCUCUUUACUGCUGAAGUACUACAGUAUUUGAAGAACCCACACUAGGUUCAACUAAAAGCCCUCCAGUAAACUUGAUUUAAUGCAGCAACAUCUUCCUCCUUCAAGUCUAAUUUCACACGAGAUGUUUGCAUUUUAGAUGUUUUCUUUACAAAGACUUUCAUUUAAAACUUUACAAAGAAAUGAAUUUAACUUCUCUGAUUAUGAGAACUUUCCAAGAUGGCCAUCUCUGAAUCUUCAAAUUCACUCUGGCUGAGAUCUUGUUUAGCAAUGUUAUUUACUGCUUCAAAUUGAAGUUGUGUCUGCAUUGAUGGGUCCACAGUUCCAGCAGUCUGUGAGAUGUCUGUAGUGUUCUGCAGAAGGGCCUGAUCUUUGGCACUGGAGAGAAUGUGUCUGAUGGUAUUGCAGUGGAUGUCAAUGUCCAUAUACAAAUGUGAAAGUUGUGCUAGACAAAAUGUUAAAUGACUGAAACUGAUUUGUGUAAUGAAAUCGUGAGACAAUGUUUUAUAGCUUUUAACAAUUGUUUGUGAUCAACAGUUAUUACU